AUGUACUCCGUAUUCUCGCGGAGCCGCAUUGAGUCGCUGUCCAGUGUCUUGAAGUCCCGGCCGGACAACGCUGUCAUUCUUGCUCUGAGAAAGCCAUUGGAGAGUCCUAAUGGUGACGAUGAAGCAGAGCUCACUAGGGAAGAGAUCGAGGCUAAGGCUAGAGGUGGGAUCAUCUCUUCUACUAAACUCUUCGUCCUUACCAGCGGUUCCCUUUGA
This is a messenger RNA of Perkinsus marinus ATCC 50983, 216 nucleotides long. RefSeq lists its product as hypothetical. The transcript has 2 exons. The record is from RefSeq and is a predicted model, not a curated record. Lineage: Eukaryota; Perkinsozoa; Perkinsida; Perkinsidae. Bases 1 to 216 code for a protein of 71 amino acids.